AUGGCCGUACCCCGAGCCCACCAUGCAGCCGGAAGCACCGCCGAAUAUGACCUUCCCAGAGUCUCUCGUAAACUGAUGACUAGGGGAUAUCAACCGCUGGAGACCAUUGGAUCGGCGCAAAGAUUCCAUAGCGUGUUUGUUGACGCUCUUCGUGCGCAUCACUGGGUGUACGAGAAAUACCACAUGCUACACUGCAACAUUGAGCUCAACAGCAUCAUGUGGUACGAGCGGGACGGACGGGUCGUCGGCGCGUUGUGUGACUGGGACCUCGCAGAAGAUCAGGGCACGGGCGGUUCUAGGACCAAUCGUCGUGCGGGCGACAACGCCGCGAUGGUUUGGCCAUUAGACUGGAAAGAAAAUUCAGUGGCGAAGGCGACGACGACGGAGUUGCGAGCCACUGCCGAGGAUCAAGCAACGGAACAGCCCCCAAAGCUGGAGGGCGCGGCUCCGUCGAACGUGGCGACAGACUCCCAGUGCGUAGUCAAGCCAAGGUACCGCACGGGCACGGGCCCGUUUAUGGCGAUGGACCUCUUGCGCGUGGGCGAUCCACCCAUCCAUAAGUAUCGACACGACCUAGAGUCGUUCUUCUACGCCUAUAUCUACUUUGCUGCGACAUACAACCCAGAACAACAGGCCUUCGGCUACAUCAAGGAAUGGCAACGUGCUUCCCUCGUCGACAUCGGACACAGCAAAGGGGACUUCCUCCUUGAGGAAAAAGUUCGCACCCGCGUCAUGAAACCUGCCCACCAUACUCUGAAGCCGCUGCUGGCCAAAGACACUCCGCUGAUGAAGCUUUUGGAGGAAUUCAACGAGAUCGAGCUUGACUGGCGCAUCAUCAAGGUUCUCGGAAGUAAAUCCGCGCCAUCGGAGCGUACACGGGCCCAGAUUCAGUUCCUGGAGCAGGGGAGGGAGGCAAAGAUGUCCUUCAGCAUAUUCAUGAAGAUACUGGGGGCUCCCGAGGAGGAGAGUGUCUGAAAUGUUACACGUAGCCUUGGCUUUCGCCGCUUGGCAUGGACUUGUACGGUUUCUGUUCCUCACAUUUACUCCUCUGGACUGGACUUCCAUAUUUAAAUGAUCAUACGUGUGUACUUGC
Rhodofomes roseus is the source of this 1093-nucleotide messenger RNA. RefSeq lists its product as uncharacterized. Lineage: Eukaryota; Fungi; Basidiomycota; Agaricomycetes; Polyporales; Fomitopsidaceae. The coding region runs from base 1 to 975 and encodes 324 amino acids. The transcript is spliced from 2 exons. The record is from RefSeq and is a predicted model, not a curated record.